AUGUCCUCUGUUUGGCCCAUCUUGAGCCCUGCGCUCACGUUCCUGGGCUUCCAGAGUGUCAGCUGGCUCUCGUACAUCCAUCCAGACGAGUUCUUCCAGUCGUUCCAGCCUUUACUCAACGACAAUGUCCCCUGGGAGUUUGUCCAUGCGUGUCGGUCUGUUGUUCCAUUGAAACUGAUCCAAUUUAUCCUAUCUUUGUCCAAACCGCCGUACACCGCCUCCAUCUACCUAAUCGUCAAGAUGGUCUAUUUCGGAGCAUCCUAUUUCGCUGUCUACUUCUCCAUCAACUCGCUGCUCCCGUCACUUCAACACCGCCAAACAGCACUCGUUAUUGUCUCCACCAGCUACAUCACCUACGUCUACCAAUCACACACGUUCUCAAACAGCUUGGAAACAACGCUUCUGCUGCCGACCGUCGUCAUCGUCGACGGCAUGCGGAACAACAGAAGCUCGGUCGCCAAAUCGUUCGUCCUGGGCCUUUUGGUGGCUCUUGGAGUGUUCAACAGAGUCACCUUCGUUUCGUGGCUACUGGUGCCGUCCGUAUUUGCUCUCAAAUACUUCCUGAACCACUGGGGCCAUCUACUGGCCGCUCUCACAAGUCUGAUCGCGUUCUCGUCAAUAUUCAUAGCUAUAGACUCUGAAUACUUCGCCGGCUCCGCGAAAACUCUCGUCAUCACCCCACUCAACAGUCUUUUAUACAACACAAAGAUCUCCAACCUUGCACAGCACGGCCUCCAUCCAUACUACCAGCACGUCCUGGUCAAUUACCCGCUGAUUCUCGGCCCGCUUGUCCUGACAGCGUUCCCUUUCAAUACUGAACACAUCAAGUCCACGCCGUUCAUCGCCAUGGUGUCAGGAGUCCUGGUACACAGCCUGGUGCCCCACCAGGAAUUGAGGUUCCUCGUGCCCAUGGUGCCGCUCUGGGCAUGUUGCGCCAAGUUUUCCAAAGCACAGCUGUUCAAGUUCCCAUACAUUCUGUGGAUCCCGUUCAACACUGCAAUGCUCGUCUUUAUGGGCAAGUUCCACCAGGGCGGAGUUGUCCCCGCCAUGUUCGAGCUCCAGAACUACACCGAAAACCUCGUGUUCUGGCGAACGUACAAGCCGCCAACAUGGAUCAUUCAUAACCGAGACCGUCAGUUCGCCAACAAAGACGACCCAAUGUUCUGGGAUACCAUCAAAACCAUCAAGUCGCCGUUCUUGGUCGACUGCAUGGGCCUGGAGUACCAGGGUUUCGAGUCGGCGGUGCAACAAUUGCUCUCUGCAAACGAACACCUGCUACUGGUUGCUCCGCAAAACGCAAUGCUCAACGUGCAAAACAAAACUAUCCAGUACAGAGAGAUCUGGAGCUACCCGUGGCAUUAUGAUAUGGAUCAUUUUGAAUUCGAAACUUAUGGAUGGAGCACUUUCAAGCCCGGGAUCGGCAUCUUCAACGUCACCGCUUAUUUAUAG
Messenger RNA from Ogataea philodendri, 1449 nucleotides. RefSeq lists its product as uncharacterized. Gene Ontology annotation, biological process: GPI anchor biosynthetic process. Bases 1 to 1449 code for a protein of 482 amino acids. The transcript has a single exon. The record is from RefSeq and is a predicted model, not a curated record. Gene Ontology annotation, molecular function: alpha-1,2-mannosyltransferase activity. Gene Ontology annotation, cellular component: endoplasmic reticulum membrane. Lineage: Eukaryota; Fungi; Ascomycota; Pichiomycetes; Pichiales; Pichiaceae.